GAGUAAGAUCAAAACUCUCAUGUGGAAGGAGACAGUAGCUGCAUGUUAACGACUAUAGCAUGAUUGAAUCGUAGUUAAAUCCCAAACAAAAAUGAAGAAAUUGUUGGUUUGAUCCAUGAUAACAGAGGGAAACAAUGCUUUGAACUUGCUUUAUGUUCCAACUAUUUUACGAUUUGCUUUUCAUAAAAAGGGUGAAAUUCCGGAGUGCUGCCUUUAGCUUUGAGAAGUCAUUGUUUAAAGGAAAAGAUCACAAGAUAAGAAUCUUUUGCCUUGUCAAACUCCAAAUGCUGUACAGCUAGAAUUUUAAAGAGAAUGGGCAAGGAACAAAUUCUUGCCUUCUCUGUUCAAACGCAUAUUAUGUUCUUUUCUUCUUUUUAAUGUUCUUCUCUUCAAGCCCAAGUUAGAUUAAUAUUCUGUAUUCCAAAGAGUGAGAAAUUGUUUGGUCCUUCUGUAUUUCUAUUUUCCAUAACCAAUCUUGUGUUUCCAUAAAAAUUUCAGCUCGCUUUCAAAGUCCUCUGCAAUUCUCUUUUCCAUAACCAGUCUCGUGUUUCCUUUAAAAUAUCCUGAUCAUAUUUAAAGCCCUUCUGCACUACUCUUUUCCAUUAACAAUCUUGUGUUUCCGUUAAAAUUUCAAUUCUCAUCUCCAUAACCAAUCUUGCGAUUUCAGUUGUUACCAAGACCCAGAUUUUCCAAAGUAAAACAGGCCAUGGCUGAUGCAGUUGUUUCUGCUCUUGUGAGUCCAAUCCUGGAGAACUUGAGCUUGCAGGCUCUCAAAGAGGCUGGGCUUGCUUGGGGCCUUGACACCGAGCUUGAGAAUCUCGAAAGCACCUUCGCAAUUGUUCAAGCUGUGCUCCAGGAUGCAGAGGAGAAGCAAUGGAAGAACAAGGCUUUAGAGAUUUGGUUAAGACGCCUCAAGGAUGCAGCUUAUGAUGUUGAUGAUGUGCUGGAUGACUUUGCAAUUGAAGCUCGAAGGCAUCGGCUGCAAAAAGAUCUAAAAAAUCGACUACGAUCCUUCUUUUCUCUUGAUCAUAAUCCACUUAUUUUUCGAUUGAAAAUGGCGCAUAAGUUGAAAAAUGUGAGAGAGAAACUGGAUGUCAUUGCCAAUGAGAACAAAAAGUUCGAGCUAACAACACGAGUUGGGGACAUAGCAGCAGAUUGGCGGCUUACAAGCUCAGUCGUGAAUGAAUCAGAAAUUUAUGGAAGAGGCAAGGAGAAAGAGGAACUAAUCAACAUGCUGCUCACUACUUCAGGUGAUCUCCCUAUUCAUGCUAUAAGGGGGAUGGGGGGGCUGGGUAAAACAACACUUGUUCAACUGGUCUUCAAUGAAGAAAGUGUUAAACAGCAAUUCGGUUUGAGGAUCUGGGUGUGUGUAUCUACUGAUUUCGAUCUAAUAAGAUUAACAAGAGCCAUCAUAGAGUCCAUUGAUGGUGCCCCUUGUGGUCUUCAAGAACUGGAUCCCUUGCAACGAUGCCUCCAACAGAAGUUGACUGGAAAGAAGUUUUUGCUUGUACUGGAUGAUGUGUGGGAAGAUUAUACUGAUAGGUGGAGUAAAUUGAAGGAGGUAUUAAGGUGUGGAGCUAAAGGUAGUGCUGUCAUAGUAACUACGCGUAUUGAGAUGGUUGCUCAUAGAAUGGCAACAGCUUCUGUCAGGCACAUGGGGAGAUUGUCUGAAGAAGAUUCUUGGCAGUUGUUUCAACAGCUUGCAUUCGGGAUGAGAAGGAAAGAGGAGCGGGCGCAACUGGAAGCCAUUGGAGUAUCAAUAGUGAAGAAGUGUGGUGGUGUUCCUUUAGCUAUAAAGGCACUAGGGAACCUAAUGCGGUUAAAAGAAAGUGAAGAUCAGUGGAUAGCUGUCAAAGAAAGUGAGAUUUGGGAUCUAAGAGAAGACGCAAGCGAGAUCUUACCUGCUUUGAGGUUGAGUUACACUAAUCUAUCACCACAUUUGAAGCAAUGCUUUGCGUAUUGCGCAAUAUUUCCAAAAGAUCACGUGAUGAGGAGGGAGGAGCUGAUUGCUUUGUGGAUGGCAAAUGGUUUUAUUUCUUGCAGAAGAGAAAUGGAUUUGCACGGCAUUGAGAUAUUCGAUGAACUAGUGGGAAGGUCAUUUCUGCAAGAGGUCGAGGAUGAUGGAUUUGGCAACAUAACAUGUAAAAUGCAUGAUCUUAUGCAUGAUCUUGCACAAUCCAUUGCAGCACAAGAAUGCUAUACGACAGAAGGCAAUGAGGAGUUAGAAAUUCCUAAAACUGCCCGUCAUGUAGCUUUUUAUUCCCAACCAGUAGCUUCGUCUUAUGAAGUUCUCAAGGUCCUUUCACUUCGCUCACUUCUUGUGAGGAAUGGUGCUCUUUGGAAUGGAUGGGGAAAGAUUCCUGGUCGAAAACAUCGAGCCUUGAGAUUAACAAAUGUCCAGGUGGAGAAAUUGCCAAAGUCAAUUUGUGAUUUGAAACAUCUGAGGUAUCUAGAUGUGUCAGGCUCCAUGAUCAGAACACUGCCUGAAUGUACAACCUCUCUCCAAAACCUACAGACACUAGAUCUGAGUUCUUGCGGAAAACUCAUCCAAUUACCAAAAGGUAUGAAGCACAUGAGAAGUCUUGUCUAUCUUGACAUCACGGAUUGUGAUUCACUUCGAUUUAUGCCUGUUGGAAUGGGGCAAUUGAUAUUCCUGCGAAAACUUACCCUGUUCAUUGUGGGUGGAGAGAAUGGUCGUCGCAUAAAUGAGCUGGAAGGGCUGAAUAAUCUUGCUGGUGAAUUGAGUAUCACAGAUCUUGUGAAUGUUAAGAAUUUAAAAGAUGCGACAAGUGCCAAUUUGAAGUUUAAGACAGAUCUUUCAUCACUGAAUUUAUCUUGGCAUGAGAAUGGGAAUGGGAAUGGAACAAGUGUUAUUCAGGAAAAUAGCGAGGAGGUCCUUGAUGGGCUUCAACCUCCUUCAAAAUUGAAGAGUUUGAGGAUAUUGGGAUACAGAGGUUCAAAAUUUCCAAAUUGGAUGAUGAACUUGAACAUGACGCUACCAAAUCUGGUAGAUAUGAAGCUAUCAGCAUGUGACCACUGUGAACAACUUCCACCAUUGGGGAAACUACAGUUCCUCAAGAGUCUUGUAUUGCGUGGAAUGGAUGGUGUGAAGAGUAUUGACAGCAAUGUGUAUGGAGAUGGGCAAAAUCCAUUCCCAUCUUUGGAGACGCUGGCUUUUCAGCACAUGGAGGGAUUAGAGCAAUGGGCUGCGUGUAGUUUUCCUCGCCUUCGAGAAUUGAAGAUAGACGGUUGCCCUCUGUUGAACGAAAUGCCAAUUAUACCCUCUGUCAAAACAGUACAAAUCUUUGGAGUGAAUACUUCGUUGCUGAUGUCAGUUAGGAAUUUCACUUCAAUCACCUCCCUUCAUAUAGGAAACAUUCCAAAUGUGAGGGAGCUUCCCGACGGGUUUUUGCAAAAUCAUUCCCUCCUUGAAAGCUUAGAAAUUAGAUGGAUGUCAGAUCUGGAGUCUUUGUCAAAUAGGGUAUUAGAUAACCUUUCUGCUCUUAAAAGCUUGAGUAUUUGGGGUUGCGGGAAACUUGAAAGCUUGCCAGAGGAAGGUCUUCGUAACCUCAAUUCCUUGGAGGUUUUAGAGAUAUGGUUUUGUGGAAGAUUAAAUUGUUUGCCAAUGAAUGGGUUGUGUGGCUUAUCUUCUCUUCGCAAGUUAUCUGUUGGAAAUUGUGAUAAAUUCACAUCCCUAACUGAGGGAGUGCGGCAUCUGAUUGCGCUUGAGGAUUUGGAGCUUGUUAAGUGUCCAGAGCUGAAUUCAUUGCCAGAGAGUAUCCAACAUCUCACUUCUCUCCAAUAUCUAUCCAUUUGGGAUUGUCCAAAUUUGAAGAAAAGGUGUGAGAAAGAUUUAGGAGAGGACUGGCAUAAGAUAGCUCACAUCCCUGACAUUAGAAUCGAUUUCAUUAGAAUCAAUUAAAUUGAAAUGCAAAAUUUGAAAUGAGAAUAAAAUAUAUUUGUUCGUAGUUUUAAUUUGUUGUAAUUGUUUAAAUAAUUUUCUCAAAUUGAAUGUUGUUGUAUUCUUCAUAUAAAUGUGUAAAAAUGAAUGGUUCAUUAUUUGUUUUUAA
Molecule: messenger RNA, 4070 nt
Organism: Populus nigra (black poplar)
Lineage: Eukaryota; Viridiplantae; Streptophyta; Magnoliopsida; Malpighiales; Salicaceae
Product: putative disease resistance protein RGA1
Exons: 2
Coding region: 707-3922 (1071 amino acids)
Biological process (GO): defense response to other organism
Molecular function (GO): ADP binding
Source: RefSeq, a predicted model, not a curated record